This is a messenger RNA of Prunus armeniaca (apricot), 1605 nucleotides long. The record is from the annotation of a GenBank genome assembly. Lineage: Eukaryota; Viridiplantae; Streptophyta; Magnoliopsida; Rosales; Rosaceae.
AUGGCGAUCAGUAGCGAAGCCCUGAACUCCCUGAAACUCACAGACCCAACGCAGUUACUGACGCCGAGCUCCGCGCUCUCCCAAACGGCUCGAACGGCCUUGCAGAACCUCUUCUCCUCCCUCAGACCGUUCACGCCCAAAUCGCCAUUUGAUCAGCUGUUAACAGACGGCUUCGACGCCGAGCAGAUAUGGCAGCAAAUCGACCUCCAAUCGCAGCCGCUCAUCUCGAGCCUCCGCCGAGAUUUGAAACGGUUCGAGAAAAAUCCGGACGAGAUUAAGACGCUGAAGGUGCUUGUACAAGGCGAAGAGAAGGUUCUGGAAGCUGAAAAUGAGGGUUUAAAGAACGAAAUCGAUGGUUCUGAUGAGGAAUUAGAUGAAUUUGAUGAAGACGAUGAGGAGGAGGAACAGGAAGAAGAAGACGAGGAAGAACGUGAAGAGAAUGAGAGUGAGGAUGAAGAGGAGGGAGAAGACAGUGAAGGUGAAGGUGAAGGUAAUAAUGGGAUAGAGGAUGGGUUUUUUAAGAUAAAGGAUUUGAAGAAGUCUUUGGAGGAUAGUGAAGCUAGGGAAUAUGGGUUAAUGAAGACUGAAAAGAAGAAGAAGAAGAAAAAGAAGAAAGGUAGCGAUGAUGAUGAUGAUGAGGAUGAAGAAGAAGAUGAGCUGCUUGGAGAUUUAGACAUUGGCGAUGAUGAGGAUGAAGAAGACGCAGACAAGUUUGCAAGAUAUGAAGACUUCUAUGGAGGAAAAAAGGAAAAACCUUCUAAACGAAAACCAAAAUUGGUUGAUGGAUCAAAAGAUUUGGGCAUAAACAAUGAGGAUGAGGAUGAGGAUGAAGAUGAAGAUGAUGAAGAAGAAGUUGAAGAAGAUGAUGAUGAAGAUGAACAAAAAGAUGAGAAGAAACAUACAACUCUUUCUACCCAUGAAACGAAGCUUCAGAAACUUCGUUCCGAAAUAGACCAGAUGGAAAAAGCAAAUUUGGAGCCAAAAAAUUGGACCAUGCGAGGAGAGGUAACUGCAGAGAGAAGGCCAAAGAACAGUGCGCUAGAAGUUGAUCUAGAUUUUGAACACAAUGUUAGACCUCCCCCUGUAAUCACAGAGGAGGUUACAGCAUCGAUUGAGGAUAUCAUCCAGAAAAGAAUCGAGCUGGGGCGUUUUGAUGAUGUUCAAAAGGCUCCGACUUUACACUCUAAAGCACCAAGAGAAAUUAAAGAGUUGGACGAGAAUAAGAGCAAGAAGGGUCUAGCUGAAGUCUAUGAGGACGAGUACGUUCAAAAGACGAAUGUGGCUUCUGGUCCAUUGUCAUUCACAGACAAACAGAAGGAAGAGGCAAGCAAGCUGUUCAAGAAACUUUGCUUGAAGUUGGAUGCUCUUUCUCAUUUCCACUUCACUCCAAAACCUGUUAUCGAGGAUAUGACUGUACAAGCUAAUAUCCCCGCUCUAGCGAUGGAAGAGAUUGCACCUGUGGCUGUCUCUGAUGCAGCAAUGCUAGCGCCUGAGGAAGUGUUUUCAGGCAAAGGUGAUAUUAAAGAAGAAGCAGAACUUACACAGGCAGAGAGAAAGAGGAGGAGAGCUAACAAGAAAAGGAAAUAUAAAGGGAAGGAAGGAUAA